UAGUGAGUUCGUGAGCGUUUUUGCAUCAAUUUUUUUUCCUCAAUCUAAUACGACUUCAUAUUUUUAAAGAUUUGUAUAAAAUUUCAAAGCUGAAUGAAUAUUACAACAUUUUUAUAACAAUUUAAAAGUGCUGACAUCAAACGAUGGUUAUUCUCUUUUCAGAAAAUAAUCAAAAGUAGCGCGGUGGCGGGUUGUGAGCACGGCGCGGGAGGCGCAGGGUCGGGUGGCGGCCGACCGGCGGCAGACACUAUUCGCCGCGUUAAGGUGAAGAUGUCAUCAGUGUCGGCGCAGGGCGUCGUGGAGCGCGCCUCCGCAGAACUGUCGCGUCGCAUCACGGGCCUGGGGCUGCGCGGUCGCAAGCGAUCCCCCGGUGUAGUAGAGCGCGUCGCUAACGCUCUGUGCGGGCCAGCGACAGCCGCAGCAGCCGCGCCCAGGGUACCGCGUCGCCGCAGACCCUCACCCAGGCCUCUAUCUUGGAAUCAAUUUGUAUUAGAAGAAAGAUUUUUGGAAAAGUUUUUUCUAUAUUUCAAUGCCAAUGACAGAAGAUCACUAGCACAAGUGUGCACGAGAUGGCGUGAUAUACUGUACUCCUCGCCUCGCUGGUGGACUGGUCUCGUCGCAGUCCUCGACUGCCGGGAGUUGCGCUCAGCUACAGGGUGUUGUAUGCAGAGGUUCUACAAUUCUCUAGUCAGAAGGGGUAUUCGUGGAAUAGUAUUAGUUUCAGCUUCUGAUGACGAUAUAAAUGAAUUUAUCAGGCAAUUUCCUUUGUCCGCCCAUCAUAUUCAUGCUAUUGGUUUAAAAGGAUGUACAAUAACUGACAGGGGGUUGGAAGCUGUUCUUGAUCACCUUCAGGUUCUGUUUGAGCUAGAACUAACUGGAUGCAAUGAAAUAACUGAGGCUGGUCUGUGGGCAUGUCUAACUCCACGAAUUGUCUCUCUCACGCUUACUGAUUGCAUUAACAUUGCUGAUGAAGCUGUCGGAGCAGUAGCCCAACUGCUGCCGUCGCUAUACGAGUUUUCUCUGCAAGCCUAUCACGUGACAGACGCUGCUCUAGGGUACUUCUCGCCCAAGCAGAGUGCGUCACUCAGUGUUCUUCGUCUGCACAGCUGUUGGGAGCUAACUAAUCAUGGCGUCGUUAAUAUUGUGCACUCCCUACCGAACCUGACGGUAUUGUCACUGAGCGGGUGCAGCAAGGUGACGGACGAGGGCGUCGAGCUGUUGGCUGAGAAUCUCCCGCGCCUGCGCAGCCUUGACCUCAGCUGGUGCCCACGCGUCACUGACAAUGCACUCGAGUACAUCGCUUGUGAUCUCAAUCAUCUUGAAGAACUUACGUUGGACAGGUGUGUACAUAUAACGGAUAUCGGCGUGGGCUACAUCAGUACGAUGCAGUCCCUAGUGGCACUGUUCCUGCGUUGGUGCUCACAGGUGCGCGACUUCGGAGUCCAGCACCUCUGUGGCAUGCGCUCACUGCAACUCUUGUCUCUAGCUGGAUGUCCACUACUGACAUCGGGUGGUUUGUCAAGCCUGAUACAACUGCGACAGCUCCGUGAGCUCGAGCUGACGAACUGCCCCGGCGCCUCGCCCGAACUCUUCGACUAUCUCCACGAACAUUUACCAAGAUGCCUAAUUAUCGAGUAAGGUACAAUAGUCCUUAUGCUCUUAUACAUAAACCGCAUUUUGUCCGACCCGCGAUACUAAGUACUAUUAAGUACAUAAUUUGAUUUGUUCUUACUUAGCUACACAGUAACUAGUUGUUUGCACCACACGUUAAUGUGCAAUACUUUUUUUAGACAUAUUUACUAAUUCAUUGUUCCCUUUCCAAUUUUGUAAGCACCAUGUAAGUACCUAUUGUUGUUAAAAGAAGUACAUUGAAGAUUCCUAAAUAGAAUAGGAAAUGUGAGGAGUUUUGCAGACUUAUGAAAAUAUGUGGUGUAUUUUUGUUAGUACAAUAUUAACUUAUUCAAUGAUUUUAUAUACAGGCUAUGUGGGUACGUAGAUAGUCGGGUGGUCAAUUCGGGCGUAGAAUAAGAAAUACAUAAAAAUGUCUUCACGCUUCUAGUCCUAGUUUCAAGAAAUUAUUAACUAAUCCCAUCCCACCAAUUCUAUUGACAUGUUCCAAAAAUUAUCAUUUUCGUAAUGAAUUUUGAAUAGUUUAAACCGCUUCUAUGUAGUAUUAUUAUUACACACUUUUCCAUGCACUGUUAAGUUGUGACCUUAACUUUUUUUUAAUACAUUCCCUUAUAGAUUUCGUGGCCUUUACGAUCUAUCUUAUUCCUAAACAAUUGCUCAAGUUGUGUGAUGUCUUGUCGAAUUAUCUAAGGAAACGUAUUUGAUGUCGCUAUUCAUAACUUUGUGACGUACUUUCUCUUUGUCACCAAGUUGGGAUCAAAGAUCGUAAAACCAUUUUUGAUUUACUGAAGCUUUACCGAGAAUAAAGCCUAUUUUUACAAACAAAUUGAUGAGUCUUAAGAUAUUAUUAAAAGUAAUACAAUGACACAAGUGUUUCAAACAGAAACAUUAGUGUUAGGAUUGGGAAGAGUGCUUCACAGAAUAUAUUUCAUUAUUUGUUACAAGUAAUAGGUAUAGUUAAGAAAUCUUAAUUAUGUUCCCGAUUAACUUUUUAAUACCUCUAUGUAGAUACACUACUAUAAUGUUAUAGUACCAAAAUCCAAUGAUUUAAAAAUCCUUAAAAAUGUAAUAUGAAAAUUAUGAAAUUUUAAAUAGUAUAGUAAGGAAAGGUGUUUAUUAGAUAAUUUGUGUGAUUUUAUGUAUAGUGUAAUGAUUUGAAAUCAAAUCACAUGAUUUGGUGAUGUCCAUUAGUUAAAUGUAAUUGAUAGAUUGCUGAUAAGAAUUAACAUUAAUUUUUUAUAUUAUUUUGAGGGCAGUUAUCAGAUAUUUGAUAUUAAUUGUGUAAAUAAAUUACCCGCAAUGCACAUUUAUUAAAAUGAGUAAAUAAAAUACCCCGGUAUUAAUUAUAUCAUAUAUUGAUAUUGUGUCCCUUUUCAUUUCUUGUAAAUACGGAUUACUUGUUAAGUCUGAUUAAUUCAAUUACUUAUUUUCUCUUCUGUGCAUUUUUGUUGUUGUGUGUUUUCAAAACAAUAAUGUAAACUAUUUAUUAUGUCACUUCCAUCUAUCUCUCAAUACUCUAGUCAUUCUUUUUAUAUUUUAAUUCCUUUCUACUUAUUUAUUAACGACACUUAGAAUAAUUAUAGAUUAUAGUUAUUUACAUUAAAAGUGUGAUGUUUUAGGAGAAUAGUGUAGUACAGAAAUACCAUAUAAUCACAUACAAAGUUUAAUAUUUUAACUUUUACUGUUGUUAUAACUAUAUAUUAACAUUUAGGCUGUUAAUUGCAAUUAGCAUACCCUGGCAGUUCAUGUUCAGAUGAAUUUAGAAAUAUGUAUGUAUGACAUUUGAUUCAAUGACAUUGUACUGUAAUGUUUGUUUUUACAUAGUUAUAUUUUAUAAUUAUUUGCAGAGUUGGUGAGAGAAUGUAUCUACACUACUCGUAUACAAAUGUACAUAUUUGUGAAUGUGGUAUUUUUUGUUUUUAUUUUGUAAUGGACAUUGACCGCAGCCCCAGAGUUCUUGAGGUAUCUUUGAAAAUAAAUAAUACACUGCCUCGAUUCCCAACUUUGUAUUGGUUAACUACACGAAUAUUUUACAGACUACAAAGGCAGAUUUUAUAAACAUAUACUAAUUUAGCUGCACUAUUAUCUAUCACUCAUUCAUAAUUUUAUAAAUUGAAAUUAAUAUCUUGGUGACAGUUGUUGUAACGUGCAGCGGUCUUUGUCCGUCAAUCAAAUACAUAGUGAGUUGUACCGAAUAAAUACAGCUAUUUUAAUACCGUCCGAACUAAUAUUAAUGUUUAAUUAUACUAACGCACCGCAAAAGUUGAUUUUCUGUACCUAAAGUAAUAUUAAGUACAGUCAGCAUUAAAUUAUAAUAAUACACAAACUAGCUGACUCUCGCGUAAGCUACUUCUUUGCAACCGUUUUAAACGGUAAAAUAUAUUCGUAUAUUUCUGUAAGCUAUAUUUUAUAUUUUGAAUAAAAGAGAGUUGAAUAUUUUUGCAAGUACUUAAUGCUGAUGGUACUAUAAUUCUGGUACAAAGUGUAAAAGAUAUGAGUGUUUAGUAGAUAAAUCCUACUAUGAUAACAUUUCAACUUCAUUGAGCUUUUUGAACGUUGACUCAUUAAUAAUUGCUUAAAAAUUUUGCGUUUCAUCGUGAUAGAAAGAUAAGGUAUGUAGGAAAAGGGAUUUGUGAGUAGAGUAGUGGAAAUUGUAGCAUAGAGAAGUACUAGUCGGAUACUUGUAAUUGGAAACGAUCUCUAUUUAAAGAAAGUAUUAGGAAGGUAACAGAUCUCCUGAAUGUAGGCUUUAAUUUCUUAAGUUCUUAGUAAGAUACAUAAAGUUUGGGCCCAAGAAACGGCCGUAAUGAGUGCAGCUUACAUUGCAUCUAUGAAAUACGUGAAAUCCAUACCCUGUUUCUUUGGACCUAAUUAGAUGACGGCCUUGAUUUUAUGUAUUCACUGUACCAAUUGUAAGUUAGUAAUUAAUAUUUGAAUUAAGUAUUCCGCAAUGAUUUAUGUCAAAGAAUAGGGGCAAUAUUUUAAAGCAAUUAAUAAAUAAGACAACGUCCAUAGUAAGAAUGGAAUGUUUCAUAUUAUUGUGUAAGUAGGAGUACUAUUGUAAUGAUUUGAAGUUGCCUUCAUUCUUAGUAAUAUAGCACCUACGGCGAUGUUGCUGAAUUUGUCAAUUUUCAUGCAGUAAUAUAAAUAAAAUGAAAGCAAUAAAUUCCUCGACAUGAUAACGUCGUCAUUAUAUUAUACAGGAUGUUUGGAAAAUAUGGUUUUUCAUAGAGCUUCAUAUAUGCCAAGCACGCAAUACGGACAAAAGUAGAGAAUACAACAUUAAACUUGUGACGAAUAAAAAUGAUUGUAUUUAUUUACCAAACAUUCAGUAUUUUGCAAUGAAUAAAAGCGUAUAUAGAUUAUGAAUGUACAUUAAAGUUAGACUAAGGUAAUGUCUAUGUACAUACAUUUAUAAUAGAUGCAGUCGUUAUAGUGUUUGGGUUUACUUGGGAAUAAGUUGAUCAGUCAGUAAGUGACAUUGCUGUAUCUAGUGCAACACAAACUCUGUAGCGUAUAAACUACGAGCUACAGUACAAGUACAGGGAGCACACUCCCUAAAUUCAGGUUUUAAUGUUCAAAUAUUUCUUGUACCUUGAUUUUAAUUAUUUUAUAAAUCAUUCAUUGUGUAAAUCUGUAUGUUGUAUAUAAAAUAAUUAUUAAAGAUGGGUAAUAAGUCUAUUAUAUGGAAUAAUGAAGUUUAAUGUUGUUAAAAGAUCUGACUUCUGCAUUAUAAAAGGUUGUAAUUAAAAUGAUAUGUAUAUUAUGUACAAGCAAUAGAUAAAGGUCUAUUUAACGUAACUCGUAAUGUUAAUGUUUGAAGAGGUGACUUGACUUCUAAUCUUAGCUACUUGAAACUAGUUUACACAAUAGUCUUACAGUGCGCAAUAAUAAUCACUUUGUGUGACUUAAAACGAAUUAUUACUAGUUAAUAUGGUUUAAAAUUUCAACAAAAAUAUAAUAUAGACUAUGUAUAAUUCGAAAUGUUAUAUGCGCACAUGCAAUGCUUCGUGGUAAACAACAGACUGUCUUAUUUGUACUGUAACACAACUGGACAGCUUCGAUUCUACCAAUGUGUCUGUGUCGUAAUAAAAAGACGGUGUGUUACAUAUUGUUCGUACCCUAUGUUCUCGUGUACCUACCUUUUAGAUUGUGUUGUGAUAAUGCACCUGCUAGCUAUUCAAUUGGCUCCACUAUAUAACAUUUGUAUUUUAGUAUAAUAUCACUUUUCGUAAUUACGAUUUGUACAAUACUCAGUGAGAUGUUAUAGUGCAAUAUAGAUGUACUGUUUUAUAAAAGUUUUUCAUUUUAUAACAAUCCUAUUUAAGUACUACUCCUAUAAA
This is a messenger RNA of Spodoptera litura, 5972 nucleotides long. RefSeq names its product F-box/LRR-repeat protein 16. NCBI's taxonomy places the organism in Eukaryota, Metazoa, Arthropoda, Insecta, Lepidoptera, Noctuidae. Gene Ontology annotation, cellular component: SCF ubiquitin ligase complex. The record is from RefSeq and is a predicted model, not a curated record. Gene Ontology annotation, molecular function: protein binding. Gene Ontology annotation, biological process: SCF-dependent proteasomal ubiquitin-dependent protein catabolic process.